This is a messenger RNA of Pyricularia grisea, 919 nucleotides long. RefSeq lists its product as uncharacterized. The transcript is spliced from 3 exons. Gene Ontology annotation, molecular function: succinate dehydrogenase activity; electron transfer activity. Gene Ontology annotation, biological process: tricarboxylic acid cycle; mitochondrial electron transport, succinate to ubiquinone. Lineage: Eukaryota; Fungi; Ascomycota; Sordariomycetes; Magnaporthales; Pyriculariaceae. Bases 147 to 701 code for a protein of 184 amino acids. The record is from RefSeq and is a predicted model, not a curated record. Gene Ontology annotation, cellular component: membrane.
GACGAGAAAGCCGCAACAAAGACGUCAAAGCCGCAACAAAGACGUCAAAGCUUCCCAAAACACCGUCACUCCUGUCGCUUUGCAGCUCCGAUCGAUCUUAGAGGCAAAUCUCGUGCCAAACAGCUCCCAAAAGAAAAGCCGCCAAAAUGAACACCCAAAGGGUCGGCCUCAUGGCCAUGCGCCGAGCUGCUCUUCGCAACCCCGUCUCCUUCACCCAGCAGAUCCCCAGGUUGGCUCUCGCAAGCUCACAAGCACGACCCGUCUCGACAGAAAAGCUCUCCCACAGCGACGCCGACCGCCUCCUGGCCGAGCAGCGCCUCAAGCGGCCCGUGUCGCCGCACCUCGAGAUCUACGACUACCGGCAGACGUGGCUGAGCGGCUCCAUCUGGCAGCGCAUCACGGGCGGCAUCCUGACCGGCGGCCUGUACGUCUUUGGUGCCGCCUACCUCGUCGCCCCGCUGACCGGCUGGCACCUUGAGACGACGAGCAUCGCCGCCGCCGUUGCCGCCUGGCCCGCCUUCGCCAAGGGAGGUCUCAAGUUCCUCAUCGCCUGGCCUUUUACCCAGCACGCCAUCGCCGGCGUCCGCCAUCUGGUCUGGGACUUUGCCCUGGGCUUCAACAAGCCCACUAUCGCAAAAACCACCAACGUCCUGUGGUUCACCGGCAUUCUGACUGCUGCUGGCUUGGCUGCGUUCCUGUGAAGGAGGAAUUUGUUUCAGGGGGAGUGUUUGAGAGGGAGAAAGAGGGUAGGGCUGUGAACGUCUACUGAAGUGAACAGCCAGGACGGGGUGGACGCUAGAGGUCAAGAGCGGCGGCCUGUUGGAUGAAAAAGACCCUGGGUGGUUAGGCUCAUUGGGUCUUGUGUAACUCAGUUUCAAUAAAUAUGUACGGCGUUUAUAAUAUCACGUGGUUGUGGUCC